Molecule: messenger RNA, 1712 nt
Organism: Vigna angularis (adzuki bean)
Lineage: Eukaryota; Viridiplantae; Streptophyta; Magnoliopsida; Fabales; Fabaceae
Product: ethylene-responsive transcription factor CRF1
Exons: 1
Coding region: 547-1515 (322 amino acids)
Biological process (GO): regulation of DNA-templated transcription
Molecular function (GO): DNA-binding transcription factor activity; DNA binding
Source: RefSeq, a predicted model, not a curated record
GGGCAGGGCAGAGCAGUGCAGUGCAUAGGUCGCAAUUUCGGCAACGCAACACAGCGCCAGCUGCAGGCUUCCUUUAUCUUUUCCGGAGAAGACAGUGUUUAAGAUUUAAAAUGUAGCUUUAUUUGUAAUAUUUAAUGGUUAUGUUUUUGUAUAGCCCCACAGAGUUCACAGGCUGAGGCUACAGUCUUGGGUCUGCCUCAUAUGCCUCCACUUUUUUCGUACCUUCUGUCUCCUUCCUUCAGCUCUUUCACCCAACUUGUUCUGCACCACCUUCUUUCUUAAUUUCACGCUCUUUUCUUCAAAUUACUACACUCCCCCUUCAAUUACUCUCUCAACCAUAUCUAUUCAAUUCAAGAGUAAAUUCACCCUACAUUUCUCACUCUUCUAAAACGUGUCCCCUCUCCCUUCUACCUUUAUUUAUUCUCUUCUCCCUCCUCGUGUCCCAAAGGAAUAUCUCUCUCACCCUUUUUUUUCCCUUUUCCCUCUCCACUUCUUCCUCCACCGUUUCCCUUACUCAAUGCUUUGCUAUUGCUACUCUUCUCCAACAUGACUACGCCACCGACCAAGUUCACUCACCACACCAAACUACUCACACUCACUCACACCCAACACCACCCACCAAAAAACCCAUGUCCCAGACUUGUCAGAAUAACCGUCACGGACACUGACGCCACCGACUCCUCCAGCGACGAAGAACAAACCUUUCACUCUUCCAAGCGCCAACGCCAACGACAACGCCACACCAAAUUCAUCAACGAGAUUUCCAUCGAGCCCUGCGCUGCCGAGAACGACGCCGUCUUUUCCGGGAAGAGAGUUCGAAGAAGGAGCGUGGUGGGCAAGGGCAGAGUUGCAGAGACUCCGCGCGGGUCGACCGGAAAGAAAUUCCGAGGAGUGAGACAGAGGCCGUGGGGAAAAUGGGCUGCCGAGAUACGAGACCCGUCGCGACGCGUGAGGUUAUGGUUGGGUACCUACGACACUGCCGAGGAAGCCGCCUUAGUGUACGACAACGCGGCCAUUAAGCUGCGUGGACCCGACGCGCUCACCAAUUUCAUAACGCCACCUGCCACGUGGCACAACAAAGACCAGACGCCGGUGUCCAACGGUUACGCCUCCGUUGAGGAAACUCAGAACAAAAACCUGUUUUCUCCCACCUCCGUACUUCAUUCUUGCUCUUUGUCUGAGGAAGCUGAAUCCGUGACCGGCAAAGACGAUGACUACUCCUCCGUGUCUGAAAGUUCCAAGGCAAAAGCUGAGUCACCGUUUCCGGUUCCGAUUCCGAUUCCGAGUGAACUAAAAUUUGACUUCGAAGACUGUUUGGCGGCGCCGGACGUGUACGGCGAGUUAGAUGGCGCUGCGGCGGCUGAGAGUGUUUUGUUCUCCGACGAUGACUGGCCUGGGGUGUUUCUCACUGCUUGUGAGGAUUUCGGUUUGAAAAGUUGGCAUGCAGACAGAAAUCAUGACUUUUUCCAAGACAUCGACGAUUUAUUUGUCUCCGAUCCUCUUCUUGCUCUUUGAAAUUAUGAGUUUCUUAUAUAACACACAGAUUCCCGUCCUUGUCGUGCUCCAGAAAUCGGCAAAUUUUGUACCGGCGGGAAAUCAUAGCAAUGUAAUCACUAAUAGUUUUUUUGUCACUUUUUUUCCUGUUAUUCUCCUUGUCGCCCUUUCUAAAAUUGUAACAGUGAUGUAGUAGUGACUGUGUUUCAUCCUUCAAA